Molecule: messenger RNA, 606 nt
Organism: Symbiodinium sp. CCMP2456
Lineage: Eukaryota; Dinophyceae; Suessiales; Symbiodiniaceae
Source: the annotation of a GenBank genome assembly
AUGGCGCAGCGCCGUGGACGUUCGGGGGUGGCGCUGCUGGCUGCGGGUGCUCUUUUGUUCUGCGCCUUGCCAGCCUUCGUCCCUCCUCUUAGCCGCCGCGCUGCGUUGGCGGCCCCAGCCGCAGCAGCGAUGCUCUUGUUGGGUGCUGAGACAGCAACAGCGGACGUGUCGGCCUGCAACCCCGGCGCCAACAAUUGCUGGUCCACCCAGUCCACAGACAAGACGAAGAUGAGCCCUUGGAAGUGGCCAGCAGGCACGAGCAAGGCUGAUGCUGUCAGCCAGCUCAAAGCCGCCAUCGAUGCUUAUCCACAGGCUGGGCAGGGUGAGGUGGACUUGGGUGGCUACUCCUACGCUGUCGACACCCUUGCUGACAAGGGCUAUGCGCGCUUGGAGUUCAAGUCGGGCAUUGGCAACUUUGCCAGAUUCUUCAACGGUGGCCAGCCCUUCGUGGAUGACUUCGAAGUGAGCGUGGGAGACAGCAGCGUAGCCGUCAAGAGCGCCUCGCGACUGGGAGACAGUGAUUUCGGGGUAAAUGCCAAGCGAUGCAACUACAUCGCAGCCGCGUUGAGGGCAAAGGGAUGGGACGCGCCGGACAUCAAAGCCUAG